Molecule: messenger RNA, 359 nt
Organism: Racocetra persica
Lineage: Eukaryota; Fungi; Glomeromycota; Glomeromycetes; Diversisporales; Gigasporaceae
Source: the annotation of a GenBank genome assembly
CAACUGCUUCGUCUUCUAUUAAAGAUGCAAUUGCCCAAGCUAGGUUAAAAAAAGCAACCAACAAAUCUCCUGCAAAGAAAGAAGAACAAGAAAUUGGUGCCAAAAGUUUAAAUGUAAUAGUUAAGCAGGCAAAAUCUUCAGGUCGUAUAAACGUCUCACAUCGAUCUCUUAAAGCAAUUCCGGAAGAAGUAUGGAGGAUGUAUGAAAUUGAUCCAAAAAGUAUUACUAUUGAUUUUAGCGGUGGAGGUUCAGAUGUGUGGUAUGAAACAGUUGACCUUGUAAGAUUGGUGGCAGCAGAUAAUCAGAUCGAAGUAAUUGAUAAACGAAUCGCAGAAUUUAAUGCUCUCGUUUUCAUCGAU